AGCAUCAUAGUAGGUCGCAGAUGGCCGAAGGAACGUGUGAAUACUCCGCAUCUGAGUCAUUCAGGGGAGGACCUACAGACACGGUGUCGGAAGGUGUAUUGGCAAGUAGCAGAAUUUGGGUGGAGAGGGCGAAGUGGGAAGGAAGGUGACGAAAUGUUGCCUAACCGAGAACUUGGGAAUCGGCAGACGUGGAAGGAUGGGGAGCGAGAACGGAUGGGAGCUCUUGUGAAAAGCCCAACAAAAUUCGCACAGUGUCUCCCACGGGUAUGGGAAUUCCUGGCGUUUGAACCUUGCUACCCACUGCCGCCAGUUGGUUCCGCACGUGAUGCGCGAAAACGAUGUCAUCUGCGGCUAAACCUGAGCAUUCUACCAGAUCGCAGAGGUCUCUUGGUGUCUGUUAAUUUUGAGUGUGGUUUGAGAAGAUACCAAGAUGCGAAGAAAAACCUGAGACUUGAACGUUUCGGUUUUUCGGUUCCUCGAGGAGCUUCGAAUGUCAGAAGUAAUGUGCAAAUGUGAAGUUCUGAGAGGUCGUCAACGACGAAUGGUGUGCAAAUGGCUUCGAGGCUCUGGUGGGAACUUUUACUCACUGCCAAGAAGAGAAAGAUUGCGACCUUGGCCUCGGAGAUUCUGCUCCUAGACAUUGUCGAUUGUUGGCGAUGUCGGUUAAUUUCUUGGAAUGAGUUCACCCAGUCUGAAGUGUGCAAGUACCAUUGAAGAAAUUCAUGGUGAUGCUGCCAAUUGCCUGCAAGCAACGGCAUCCUUACACAGGAAAGAAAGCUUUCUCAUCACACAUUUACUUCCACUUUUGCUGACUUUUGCUGAAAGGAAGAUGCGCUCAUUGUUCAUGAGAAAGCUCUGUCGACAGCUGACUGGCAUCAAAAGCAGUGAUGCCAUUCAGAGUGCCAGUCUGAUGCAUUACUUCCACCAUCAAUCUCCUCGGAAGCAGAUGCACUCAUGCUCAACUUCACAUUUCACUCGUGAAGCUGCUCAUGAGUUGAGCUUGCUUGCAGGAAAUAUGUUGAACAAUUCGAGGCAUUCCUUCUACUCUUCUUAUUCUUUUUAUUGGUUUUGAGAUAUUCAUGAAACGGUAUGUGAAUGAUACUGUGGACUACAGAACACGGCUGUCUGUAUAGAAGGCUUCAGAAUGGUAUGUGUGAGAUUCUAUGCUUGCCAUGAUCAAUGAAUCUGUGCUCUUCUUUAGAUUGUUUCAUCAGAUUGGUAACAGCAAUAGCUUAUUCUACUUUCUACUCAUUCUUUACCAUACAUUUGUGACUAAUUUACAUAAUAAGUUGAUUUUGAGUUC
Molecule: messenger RNA, 1303 nt
Organism: Physcomitrium patens
Lineage: Eukaryota; Viridiplantae; Streptophyta; Bryopsida; Funariales; Funariaceae
Source: RefSeq, a predicted model, not a curated record